UUCCCCCGCAAGGAAGUUUCCAGCCCGGUGGAGCCGGCUCAACAGGCACCACCGUGCAUCGACACCAUGGAUAAUUAUGAUGUGAUUAAGGUCAUUGGGGAAGGUGCCUUCGGGAAAGCAUUCUUGGCUAACGGGAAAUCAGAUGGCAAGCACUGUGUUAUUAAAGAGAUCGAUUUUGCGAAGAUGCCCAACCAAGAAGAAGAAGCUUCAAAGAAAGAAGUAAUUCUUCUGGCCAGAAUGAAGCAUCCCAACAUUGUAACCUUCUUCAGUUCAUUUCAAGAGAGCAACAGGUUGUUCAUUGUGAUGGAGUACUGUGACGGAGGGGAUCUCAUGAGAAGGAUCCGUAGACAACGGGGAGUGUUAUUUAGUGAAGAUCAGAUUCUGAGUUGGUUUGUACAGAUUUCUCUAGGACUAAAAUAUAUUCAUGACAGGAAGAUCUUACAUAGAGACAUAAAAGCUCAGAACAUUUUUCUUAGCAAGAGUGGAAUGGUUGCAAAACUUGGGGACUUUGGUAUAGCAAGAGUUCUGAACAAUUCCAUGGAACUCGCUAGAACUUGUGUUGGAACGCCAUACUACCUAUCCCCAGAGAUCUGUCAGAAUAAACCCUACAACAAUAAAACGGAUAUUUGGUCUCUUGGCUGUGUCUUAUAUGAGCUUUGCACACUCAAGCAUCCUUUUGAGGGUCACAACUUACACCAGUUGGUUCUGAAGAUUUGUCAAGCACAUUUUGCCCCGAUACCCACAACGUUCUCCCGUGACCUGCAAGCCUUGAUAUCUCAACUCUUUGAAGUAUCUCCCCGAGAUCGGCCGUCUAUUAGUUCCAUUUUGAAAAGGCCCUUUUUAGAGAAGCUUAUUGCCAAAUACUUGACUCCCGAGGUCAUUCGGGAGGACUUUAGUCACAGCCUCACACAUAAAGCAAGACAGUUGGCUUCUCAACCUGCAGGGAAGGGGGUCCAAGAUUCUGUGAUACAGAAAGCGAGAUUCCAGGGAAAGUGUCUACCAAGAUCAAGGCUAUCAGAGCCAUUUAAAAGGAAGGAGAUAUUGUAUAGAAAUGAAAAGAGACCCCCAGCUGGAGCUCAAAAGCCUAUAUCUAUAAAAAUGGUAGAAAGGCCCAAAUUUGCUGCAAUGCGUGGACAUUAUGACUAUUAUUAUGCCCAACUUGAUGUGUUGAGGAAGAGAGUGCAUGAACCAAUUUACCACUGUGUUCCUCAAAAAGAUUCUGGAGUUGAGGAGAAUUAUAAUCAGGAAGAAAGCCAUAGUCCGUCACCAGGUCAAUGGCCUACGGAAUACCUUCAGAGGAAAUGUGAAGCCCAACAAUAUAAGCUGAAAGUGGAAAAGCAGUUGGGUCUCCGUCCAUCUUCUCCUGAGCCGAAUCACCACUGGAGACAAAAGCGAAGAAAUGAUGGAGAAGAGCCUCGAUUCCAGGAGCUGCAGAUCAGGAGAAACAAAGCGAUGGAACAGGAAUAUUGGAAGCAGUUAGAGGAAAUACGCCAACAGUACCACAAUGACAUGAAGGAAAUUAGAAAGAAGAUGGGGAGUGAACUGGAGGAGGACUCAAAAAUAAGUCAUAAAACCUAUUUAGUGAAGAAAAGCGACCUGCCCAUCCACCAAGAGGCACCUGAGGAAGAAACUCGUAUGCAGGACAUUGAAAGAGACUUGAAACAAAUGAGAGUUCAGAACAUAAAGGAAAGUAAAAUUCUAGAGCAAAACUGUAAAGCUAAGAGAGGAGUGAAGUUUGAAAUUAGUUUAAACCAAUGUAUUUCUGAUGAAAACACCCUCCAAGAAAAAGAGGCAACGGAUGUGCACAAUAAAACUGUGACCUUUGAGGAUGGCAUGAAGCUUAAGGAAUAUAAAUGUGUGAAGGAGUAUGAAGAGUAUACAGACAAAGCAUUUGAAGAACUCUGUGGCCCGGAAGCAGAGUUGUUCAUUCAAGACCCUGGUGCUGCUGCAGAGAGCAGGAGACGGUGGGACGCGCGAGCUCCUCGGACUCUGCUGGAGAUGAUGACAGCGGGUGACGUCCCCUCCACCUGCUCCACUGGGCCUGAAGGUGGCCAAGGGUUGGUGACCUCAGGCAUUCCAGAAAACAGGAGACGGUGGCGACAUGAAGCGCCUGGAGCUUUAAUGAACGCUUGGGCUGCAGCACGUCUGACAAGUAGCUCGUUUUCUGCCCAUGAAGGUGAAUGGGUGGGAAAAUUAGAACAAAGGCUUCCUAAAGAAGAUGAGGGGAAUAUGGAAAUGGCCUCUGGCAUUGAAGUAGACAAGGAACAACCAAGAUCUGAUGAUGAUAAUACAAAUUUUGAAGAAUCUGAAGAUGAGUUCAGAAAUGAAGUAGUAGAAUCUCUGGAAAAGCCUGCUCCCUCCAAAGAGGAAGAAAAAAGAGAAGAGACUCCUGGUUUCUCUAAGGGUGCUGAAAAAUUAGGAGGAGAGAAGAUAAGCACCCAGAAAUAUACAGAAUUAAAUGAAGAUUUAGAGAAUAUUUCUACUUGAGCUGAUGACAAAGUAUGCAUUGCAGGUGAAAACCAAGAAACAUCAACAACCCAUCAAAAUAUACAAGUGUGAUUAUUGCACUUUUUCUUAAGUGAUAAGUUAGUAUCUAUUAACUGUAGUAUCUGGUUAGGUCCAAGUCAUAAACAUUCAUUUUGUAAGAGUUUUCUAGCAAUCCCAGGGAUUUAUUGUUUUUUUAAUUGGGCUAUAUUAGUUAGCAUACAGUACAUCACUAGUUUUUGAUGUAGUAGUGUUCCAUGAUUCAUUGUUUGCCUAUAAUACCCAGUGCUCCAUGCAAUCCGUGCCCUUGAUACCCAUCACUAGGCUAGACCUUGAGACUGACCAAUUUGAGUGUAGAAAUUAAUAUUUUAAAAUUUCUAUCAGGAAAUCUUUGGGACAAUAUAUGUGGUAGGCAGACAGAGUAAUGUGUCUCUCUUCCUGACACCCUCCCUCCCAGUACACCCAACAAUGUGAAUAUAUUGUUACAUGGCAAAGGGGAAUUAAAGUUGCAGGUAAAAUUAAGGCUGCUAAUCAGAUGACCUUCAAAUAGGGGAAGGCUUUUCUUUCACUAUCCAGGUGGACCCAAUGUAAUCACAGGGCUAUUUAACAGUGGAAGAGGGAGGCAGACGAGAGAACAGGAAGAUGUCAGCACGAGAGGGUCUCAGCCUGAUGCUGCUAGCUUUAAAGACGGAGGAAGGGGCCAGAGGCCAAGGAAUCCAAGCAGGUUCCAGAAGCUGGGAAAGGCCAGGCAAUAGACUUUACCCGGAAGUCUGCAGAAGGAACACAGUCCUGCUGACAUCUUGAAUUUAGCUUAAGAAAUCCACUUUAGACUGCUGCAGAACUGUAAGAUAAUAAAUGUGUGUUGUUUUAACUAAGUUUGAUAAUUUGUUAAGACAAGGAAAGAAAACCAAUACAAUGUACAAAGUAAUUAACUUAGAAUAAUGAAUGUACCAUUUUAGAAAACUGUGAUACUGGAAUUUCUUAACUUUUAUUGAACACUUUUUUGAAGCAGGUGUUGACUCUUAAGGGAGUAGGUUAACUGAGCAGAGAAGAUGAAGGCAUGUCAUGUUAAUUAUGCACCAAAUAAUCAUUUUACUAUGUUUUAUUGAAUUAAUUUCUAAUAGCUUCAAAUGUAUAGAUUAUAAAUUACUUAAGGGGAGGGACUCUACCUGGUCAUUGUAUCUUAUGCUGGUCUUUUUACAUAUGGGGCUUAGCAGAGUGCCACAUUCUAACAAUCCCAGUAUUGAACAUGUGCCUGGGGCUUAAUAGACAUUUGUUGAUUUAUUGUGUUGUUCCUAUGAAGAACAGAGAUGUUACAUUUCUAAGUGGUAGAAUUCUGCCUAAAAUAUAUGCUCUGUAAUAAAAAUACAACUAAAAUUGCACAUUGAUCCAUUGCUGAGCCAAGAAAACAAAGAUGAGGAAGGGUUGGUCUGAUUAUUUCUAAGGUCUGCUUAGUGUUUACAUUUGAUAUAACUUUAUUAAAUGUGGGGAAAGUAUCAGAAUUCCCCUAACUGUG
Messenger RNA from Neogale vison (American mink), 4000 nucleotides. RefSeq names its product NIMA related kinase 5 (gene NEK5). Gene Ontology annotation, molecular function: protein kinase activity; ATP binding. The record is from RefSeq and is a predicted model, not a curated record. Bases 67 to 2487 code for a protein of 806 amino acids. Lineage: Eukaryota; Metazoa; Chordata; Mammalia; Carnivora; Mustelidae. The transcript is spliced from 23 exons. Gene Ontology annotation, biological process: protein phosphorylation.